AGUUGUUCAUAGUUUGAAUACUUGACUGUGAUACUUAAACGGUGAAACUCGAUAUUCAAAUUAUUACGCAAGGCAAAACAUGUUGUAGCUCACGGUUUUCAUUUCAUUGACAUUUGACAGGACGACAGAGUAAGACAGUAACUUAAUGCAAAAUUGUGACAUCAAUGGUACAUCUUAACCACAAACACCUGACUGUCAUGAGAGGACUAUAUGAGAACCAGGCUUAAGUUAAAAUUUAAUCCACUCGUUUGCUUGCAAUGUCAGUUUUGUGUCUGCAUUUUGAAGACGAAAUUGUGUUUUGAUUGGUGUAAAUUGAGUCAUAAUUAUGCAUGUAAAAGUAAUGACCACGUGCAUGGAAACGACAUUGUAAUCCUGUAUACACUUUGAUAUUUUUGGCGCUCACGAAGAGAAGGCAGUGUAUUGCAACUUGUAUUGUGACGAUCAUGGACCUUUUAUCCAGAAAAAUAAACGAUUUAUACAUAAAUGAGGAAGAUGCUGGUCUGAAAGAGCCUAUUAUGCAUUCAGAUUCCUCAGUAAAAAGUUUACCGACGAAACAUGGAUCGAAAGCGGAAAGUGACAGUAUGUUGUAUGAUUUACUCCUUCUUUGUGGUCCUCAACAAGACAAAGUUUACGCUCACCGUAUUGCACUACUCAGAAAAGCCCCAGUUUUGAGUAGCAUGAUAGAAGAACACAAGAACGAGGCAAGGAUUAUACUUUCUGAUAUGAAGGCAUGUGCUGUCGAGACGGUGAUCGAUUUCUUGUAUACGGGUCAAGUUGAACUUAAACCCAAUAAUAUUUGGGAUGUUUUAUUCGCAGCUGAAAAGCUCGAAAUCAACGAGAUUGUAAAUGCAUGUAAAGAAUACAUCAAGGAAAAUAUAUUAAUGGAGUCAUGGCUUUAUGCACGACAACUUGCUCUUGAAAAAAAUGCUGCAUGGUUGCUAACGAUAAUCGAUGAUUAUAUACGUGACAAUUUUCCAACACUUUUGCAAAGUGAAGAUUUCUUGCAAUUGCCUCGUUUGCAAGUCGAAAUAAUCAGCAAAAAUGAAGAAAUCAGGACUGAUCAUGAUAGAAUUCUAUCAUUAGUGGUGGACUGGUGCAAAAGGAAACUCGAAGAGGAAGAUCUUCUUGAAGGGUUACUGGAGCAUAAUCAUCUUGUAUACUUUUCUUCAAAAUAUGUCUUGAAAGAUUGUAUUGACUCAGAUUUUGAAGAUGAACCAGACUCCAUUACAGAUGCUCAGAAAGAGUAUAUAAGACAACAAGCAAAUGAAAAGCUACAAAGUCCUGGAAAAUCACCCAGACGAACCAGAAAUUUAAAUUACAAAUGGACUAAAGAUCAGUCUGGAAGAAGAGCAUUACAUUUUACAACAAAAGGUUGCACAUCAAGCAAUUUUGAUGAUGAAUUUGGUCUUCUUGCUGGAAUUGCCAUUUCAGAAGGAUGUUUUAUUGGCAUUGCACUAAUUGCUUCGGAGGUUGUAUGUAUUACAGCCUACUACAAUGAUCUCAUGCCCAACUGUAACAGUUCAGUCUCUAGUGAUUCAUCAAGUAGUACAGAUGAGAUGAGUUUUUCUCUGAUAAAACCCAUGAUUAGAGGCCGUUGCAGUGUUGGUGUUGCUGAGGUGAAUGGUAAGGUUUUUGUAGUUGGUGGAUAUGAUCGUGGACAGUGUCUGAAUUUGGUAGAGUGUUAUGAUCAAGAAAAAAAUGAAUGGGUACCUACAACAUCAUUGUCCAAUGCUCGUGGCAGACUUGGACUAUGUUGUCUUAAUGGUAAACUGUAUGCUAUUGGUGGAUCAAGUGGUAACUGUGAACUAAAAUCUACUGAAUGCUUUGAUUCUGAGAGUAGAUUAUGGAGUAAUGUGGCAGAUAUGUCAGUAUGUCGAAGUAAUUUUGAUGUCUGUGUCUUAAAUGGAAAAAUUUAUGCUGUUGGAGGAACCAAUGGUCGACAUCCAUUAAAGACAGUGGAGGUCUUUGAUCCUGCCCUAACAAAGUGGUCAUAUAUUGUCCCUAUGUCUGCUAGUCGUGAAGGUGUCUGUGUUGCAACUUUAAAAGGUUGUGUGUAUGCUUGUGGUGGUUACAGUACAUGGCAUUGUAUGGACACUGUUGAAUGUUUUAACCCUGAUGAAAAUUGCUGGUCUCAAGUUGCUUCUUUAAAUACUGCUCGUGGUGCAGGAGCUGCUGUUUUAAAUAACAAACUUUAUGUGAUUGGUGGAACAGAUGGUAGAACCAUUUUAAAGACAGUGGAAUGUUACAAUCCCGAAAACAAUACAUGGUCCUAUAUUGCAAGCAUGAAUUGUUGCAGACAAAAUGUUGGGGUAACCAUUGCAAAUGGUUACAUCUUUGUUGUUGGUGGGUUUGAUGGUGUUGCAUUCUUGAAUACAUGUGAGUUUUACGAUCCUGAGUCGGGUCGGUGGUGUGCAUUUACUCAAGUGUGACCAAAUAAUCCAUCUUGUGUGUAUAAGUUCACAAAGUUUGUGAAAUUGUGUUUCAUAAGAUGUUCAAAUAUUUUGAAUGAAAUCAAACAGUUUUGGUUGAAGGUUGCAGAUUUUUAUAUAAUUUUUAAAAUUUUGCAAGUUCUUCUUAGUCAUCUGUUGUAGUGGUAAGCUAAACUAGUUCACUAAAUACGGUGAGACUCUUGCAACAUUAUGUAUAUAUUCAAGUAUCAUCUAUAUAUUUAUGGUAGUGAGAUUUUUAGCAUGUUUGCUUUUUUUAUGCUGUGUGUUUAAAUUAUACUCUAACUUUAUUGCGUCGUUAUAAUAAGUGUGAAUAAAAUUCCUUGUCCUUCAA
Messenger RNA from Xenia sp. Carnegie-2017, 2781 nucleotides. Its product is annotated as influenza virus NS1A-binding protein homolog. Lineage: Eukaryota; Metazoa; Cnidaria; Anthozoa; Malacalcyonacea; Xeniidae. The coding region runs from base 444 to 2429 and encodes 661 amino acids. The record is from RefSeq and is a predicted model, not a curated record. The transcript is spliced from 6 exons. Gene Ontology annotation, molecular function: protein binding.